Syngnathus typhle (broad-nosed pipefish) is the source of this 4225-nucleotide messenger RNA. It is a transcript of the gene otud7b, whose product is annotated as OTU deubiquitinase 7B. The transcript is spliced from 11 exons. NCBI's taxonomy places the organism in Eukaryota, Metazoa, Chordata, Actinopteri, Syngnathiformes, Syngnathidae. The record is from RefSeq and is a predicted model, not a curated record. Gene Ontology annotation, cellular component: cytoplasm; nucleus. Gene Ontology annotation, molecular function: cysteine-type deubiquitinase activity; DNA binding; zinc ion binding. Gene Ontology annotation, biological process: protein K63-linked deubiquitination; protein K48-linked deubiquitination; protein K11-linked deubiquitination. Bases 167 to 2608 code for a protein of 813 amino acids.
GGGCCCCUAGAGUGGGUUGACGUUGUUGUUGUAAGUGGAGUGGAAAUUACUUUGCGGCUGAUGGUCCGCAUUGGGGAUUUGACGCAGAGUUGCGCCACGAGAAGAUGCCCUAAAGUUAAGCACUGUCCAUUUUCAUCGAGAGGAGAAAAGUAGGAGCACGGGAAGCAUGAAAACAUCUGCGGGGCCGGUCAAGGAGAGAACGCAGCCGCCCCCAGAAAAAGAGAUGGCCCGACUCGCACGGCCCGUACUGCAAAGACAAGAUGACGUGGCGACCCAAGCUGCCGAAAAGCGGCAGACGAGGGGAGUCCCGUCCCGCGACCCCUCGCCCGCGGCGGCCUCCCUGGCGCACGCGCCCGCCUCUGUCCCCGCGGGGGGCGAUGACGAGCAACUGCUGAACACGCCUGAGUCCACCUUCCAGCUGCCCGACCUGAGCAUGUACCAGGACGACUUCCAAGUCAAUGAGAGGGACCUGAUUGAAAAAUCCAUGAUGGUGGCCCUGGAGCAUGCUGGGCGCCUGAACUGGUGGACCAAAGCGGUUCCCAACUGUCAGAGUUUGCUGCCGCUGACGACCACCGGAGACGGAAACUGCUUGUUGCACGCCGCCUCGCUCGGCAUGUGGGGCUGUCACGACCGCGACCUUUCGCUGCGCAAGGCGCUGCACCAGCAGAUGGUUUGCGGGCACGAGCAGGAGGCCCUCAAGCGCCGCUGGAGGUGGCAGCUGACCCAGCAGAACAAAGAGUCGGGCCUGGUCUACAGCGAGGAGGAGUGGCAAAAGGAGUGGAACGAGCUGCUGAAGCUGGCCUCCAGCGAGCCCCGCGUCAGCUACGGAAGCCACGUCAACAGCAGGGGGGAGUCGUCAGAUGAGCCCGUCUACGAGAGCCUGGAGGAGUUCCACGUCUUUGUGCUGGCCCACGUCCUCAAGCGACCCAUCGUAGUGGUGGCCGACACCAUGCUGAGAGACUCUGGUGGAGAAGCGUUUGCCCCCAUCCCAUUCGGGGGAAUCUUCCUCCCCAUGGAGGUGGUAGCCGGCACCUGCCACCGCUCUCCGUUGGUGCUGGCCUACGACCAGGCACACUUUUCGGCGCUGGUGCCCAUGGAGCGGACGGACGGUUCGGCCGAGCAAGUGGUGAUCCCGCUCACCGACUCGGAGCACAAAAUGCUUCCUCUGCACUUUGCUGUGGAUCCGGGGAAAGACUGGCAGUGGGGCAAGGACGACACCAACAACAAGAAGCUUGGCAGUGUGUCUCUGUCCUUGGAAGCAAAGCUGCAGAUGCUUCACAGCUACAUGAUCGUCAAAUGGCUGCCGCUGCCCUGCGAGCAAGCGCCACUGGCCCAGCCCGAGUCGCCCACCGCGUCGGCCGGAGAUGAUGCCCGCACACCUCCCGACUCCGGUGAGUCGGACAAGGAGUCGGUCAGCAGCAGCUCCAACGGCAACGGAGACGCCGGCCCCGCGGGAUCCGCGGUCAACGGUGGCGGCGGGCCCUUGGCCAAGAACAACUCAUCCACUUCAUCCGUGUCUUCAAACGGCGGCACGCCCCCGAUGGAUCAAAAAGACAAAGCCAAAAAGGAGAAGGAGAAGAAGAGGGCAGAGUCGGUGGCCAACAAGCUGGGCAGCUUCGGUAAGACGCUGGGUAGCAAGCUGAAACGGAACGUGGGCAAUCUCAUGACGAGCAAGAAUGGGGCCGGCGGACACGGUAAGAAGGAGAGUGGGCACAAAAAGAAGGGCUCACUCGGGGUGGACAAGGACAGCGCCCCUCCUUCGCCCCACCUGUCCGAAGACUCUGGGAAGGGCUCGCCCUCGUUGGGUAGUGAGCGUCUCAAUGGGACGGGCGGCAGUUUGGAGGGCGAGCCCAACAAGUACGGCGCUGACGUCAAGGCCAGUCUAGGCAACAUAAAGGCUGCCAUGCACGGCGAGAGGAAGUUUGUCUUCGCCGGCAUGCUGACCACCGACAACCAGCACCCGCUGCGGAAGCAGAGGAUCCAGCGCUACCUCACAGAGGUGGAGGAGCGCUCGCGGGCCGAGCAGGAGCAGCGGCGUGAGGCCGAGCGCAAGGGCGCCGCCUACGCUGCUGCAGCGUCACCCAAAAAUGGGCUGCCAGCGGCGGAGCCGGCCGAGAACUCGUCUGCCUCAUUCAAGGGCUCCCUGCUGAGCCCCGCCAUGUACUCUGGCACAAUGCCCAUCCCGCGGCCCUCCCUGAUAGAGCAGCCGCCCUUGGCGGCGCACCUCCACACGCACUACAUGGAUAAUCGGCGCCAGUUGGCCGGCGGCUCGCCCGCCACCUACCCAUCGUACAUCACCCUUCCAAGACACUGCUCCGCGGCGCAGGCGAGCUCCUUUAACCAUCUUAAUCCCCCUCAAUCUAAUAAUCCAGAUCCGGUACCCUCGUACCCACCAGACUGUACGGGGUUCGGCUCCUCCAACAGCUUCCUGGAACCCAGUAGUGCGCUGGCGUCAAUCCGCCACUACUCCCUGGGUAGCGUGGGCACUCUCCCCGAACUCUGUCGGACCCCCAACUGCGUCUACUACGGACUCCCCGAGACGGGCAACUACUGCUCCUCCUGCUACCGCAAUACCAAGGAUGCGGUGCCCGCCAUCCAGAGGUUCUGAUCUGGAUCGCCCCAGACACGUGGCCUUCUUCAGUUCACUUGGGGCACAAAUGGCUAGCCCACUACCGCUUCCCGUCUCAGGGAGAUGUCUUGCAAGUACGUGCACCUCAUGCUGGAUUCCUUUUGGAAUAAACUGUUGGAGCCCGUAGUCCAUAUCCAUCUGAAGUCAUAGGCAAGAAAAGAGCCGCCGGUCCUCCGCAUUGAGAAGGAGACGGGCUAAGGAUGAAGAACCGAAAACUCUUUACGCAUAGUGAAGUCAAACGAAAGCACCAACACAGUCUCGGUUCCCGAGUGCCGCAAUUUACGCCGAGGCCGGCCGGGUUUUCUUACUUUGUCUGUAGGUUUUGCGCUUUACCGCUCGCUGCUUUUCGCAAAGUUCUGGGGCACGUUGGUCGCUUUCCCGUCCCUGCACAAAUCCAAGCACUUUUGGUCAGGACCUCCCCCGUGGCUUUGGUGCUGGUCUGAAGCGGCAUUUUCCCACCACGGCGUUCACGGCAGCAGACAUGCGGCAAGGGUUCCGUUUCAUUUCUGAAGCUCCUUGCCCUCGCUAAUAAGACAUUUCGGUGCGCUAAUUGAACAGCUGUUUUACCGCUACUGGUCAUUGGACCCUUCUAGUAACUGGUAACUUUACCGGGUGUGGUGGAUCCCUGGACUCCACUAGAAGCACCAACGUGCCCAGUGCUCGACUUACAGAUGUCCGACAACCAUAGCAAAAAAAGCUGACUGGUAAGAUGCAGCUGUUUUAGUGGCUCACUGAAAUGUCGUAAUAAUGACACCAAAGAGUACGAGUCCAUGUUGGAUCUCAAACUUGAUGGCCAAUAAAUGCUCUUAAGGGUUUGGAGCAAAAAGCAGUCCUCGUAUGCCAAAAGUUGUCCUUCACGAGUGGACAGCGACCGUUCGGGUUUGACUUUCUUCGUUUGGUUUAAAGCACAAAAAGGAGUAGUUUGCAGUUCACUGCCACACCUAGGAGGGGGCGCCAUUUCCCCCACCUCACCGUGUGUUUAAAAGUGAGCGACUGUUUUUGCUGUUGUUUUUUUUGUUGUGAAUCCUCCAAAGAACGAGCUGACGUUUAAACGACUUGGCCGUGACUUGUAAUGUCACAAAACGCACGCUCUUGUUUUCUAUUUCAAACCAAAAGGCAAAAGAGAGCUUGUCAGUUAUUUUUGUACGUUUGUAAAAAGUCCCAAAUGUUUACUGACCCUUUCGAUCGAGCGCUAUGCAGGUGACAUUUUUAUAUCUCGCCAGAUCGCUCCUCAUAGAUUUCCUUUGGGUGUUUGCCUUUUUUCCCCGUUUUUGUUUUGCAUUUUUUCUACAGCUCCACUAAAACAAAACGGCUGAGAAUUGUUCUAUUUUUCUACAGCAGAAAGGACAAACGGGACUGUGCGUGGAAAGGUCGACCCAUGUUUAACCAAAUGUGUGCGGUUUUGUCAUUAAUUUUAUUGUUUCCAUUCUUUUUAGGGACCCCGAAGGCUGUCCAGUGUGCAAUGUGGACACUGGACAGGAAGAGAAUCGGAUUUGAUGAAAUAAUUAUUUACAUUAGGUUGUUAUUAUAAUUCAGACUUUCAUUUUGGAUUUUUUUUUUUCAUCAUUUGAAUAAAUUUCCGUUGUAUUUGAAAAA